Messenger RNA from Ostrea edulis (European flat oyster), 5346 nucleotides. RefSeq lists its product as uncharacterized. Lineage: Eukaryota; Metazoa; Mollusca; Bivalvia; Ostreida; Ostreidae. The transcript has 2 exons. The coding region runs from base 322 to 1851 and encodes 509 amino acids. The record is from RefSeq and is a predicted model, not a curated record.
AUUUCCGUUUCGUAAUUAGAAAACUUCAAUUUCAAAUUUGGAAUUUACAUGGGCGUCCAUGUGUCAGGAUUAAAACUUUUCGUCUCAUCUGAACCACGAAUUCAAUCUUUUGAUGAAUGAACUGAGUACUACAACCACCCUGUCGUCUGCUGACUAGGAUGAAGCUAAGCUGUUAUUCCUCUGUCGACAACAACGCUUCUCAAUUUGUCAGCGACAGAAUGAACAGACUUUUGGAAGAAUAAAUAGAGUGAAGUUACAAAAAGUUCUGGUACUCCAGUUUAAUAUCAUCUACGGCGAUUUAUACUUUUCAAAUUAAGAAUAAUGAGGAAUAUGUGUUCCAAACUUUGUGAUGCAGUGUUCAUAGCACCUUUCAGUGCAGGCAACCCUACGAAGACAAGUCGUGGUGAACAGAAAACAGACGGUAGCACUUCCGUUACUGUCUUAACUGCGGUCAGUUUUCCAUUGAUAACAAUCAUGUUUUUCAUAUUGAUAAGACAUAGGGGAGACAAUGAAGAAUUAUUUAAUCUUCACUGGGCGUGCAGCACACCAUUUAUGUUGAUUGCUUUGACAUCACUCAUUGCCUUCACAAUUAGUACAUCAAGGAAUAAACAGGCAUGGACGAAAGAAAAUGCAAAGAAUAAACAAGAGCCGUCAGUUAAUGUACAGCUAGGAUUUCUUUGGAUAUUUGGAAUAGCAAUGAUGGUGCAAUGUUCCUUGGAAAUCAUAGUUGUAGCAAGCUGUAUAUCUUCCACUUCCGGGGUUCUUUUGGGAUACCUUGGUCAUCUGUUAUCUUCAGCUGCAAAGAUUGCAUACUUGAUUGUUCAAUUACUUUUCAUUUCUAGCAAUAUGAGAAGACAUUUCGUGAACACUAUCUGGAUCAACUUUAUGCUGGGGGGUAUCGUGUUUACUAAUGCGUGUAUAUGGCUUGAAUUUGUAUCGAGAAGAAUUGCGUAUCUAUAUGAAUUUGAACAGAAUGCCUUUCUCAAUCGUACAUUAACAUGUUAUCAUCAUUCCAAACCCCAGGAAAUAAUUAGGACGAUCGACGUCUAUAUUGUUCCUAUAACAGCCGCUUUUGUUCUUUUGGCAAUUUCAUUUACAGUGAAGAUGUGUCCAGCAGUAGGGAGAGGAACAAGCUCUCGGGAAAGGGAUCUUGUUUUGACGGAAGACAGCCAAAUUGGACACAAUCUAGUGAUGAAAACUGCAAAAAAGUUCGGAUUCGUUAUAUCCAUUCUUGUUCAUAUACCGGUUUUCAUUUUUGCUUUAUUAACUCGCUAUGUGUACGUGCACACCAAUGUUGUCCUCUUCUACUGGCAAAUAAUAGGUGUUGUCCAAAAACUAUUAAUGUUAGGUAUAAUCUUUGUUGGGUUUUCAUACUUGGAACCGAGAAAGUCUACAGCAUGGAAAUUAUCAUCCGAUGAUUACGUUUUGUUAACGUGUAUGGUGGCAAAACUAAUUAGUGUUAUUGUGGUUAAUCUUUCCGCUUUUAAUUGCGGUUACAAUCAAACAUCUUUAAUAGGCCUAUUGUACCACGGUUUCGUUUAUCUGGCUCUCAUUUUUUAUCAGACAAUUUACCUCCUUAUGUCUAAUCGCCCAAUGCACAACCGUAAUGCAAAGUCACGCGUUUCAACAUUUAUUCAAUCUGUGUUCGUCGUGGUAUAUAUAGGUAGAUGGUUCGUCGUAUCAUUCAUUCUCUCUUAUCAAGGGGAAGAUAUUAUUAUUACAGAAGACAAAGUGUGUAUAUUCAAAGAUUCUCGGGUAUGGAGUACAACACAGUAUUUGAUUACUCCAUGUGCCACAUUUUAUGAUUUUAUCUCUGCCAUGUAUUACUAUGGUAUGAUAUUUACUCAAUGACAUCCACCAUGAUUUACAUUUUAUAUCUAAAACCAAUAUUCUGCAUUAUCAGAAUAUUUUUUUUCUUUCCGUCUGUCAUGCACUAAGGUAUUCGUUUCUAUUUCGUUGCAUAAUUAUAAAUGAAAGAGGAAUCUAAUUAAUAUAUGAUCUUCUCUAACCGUUGCACUAGACAAGAUCUGACAGAAUUGCAUUUGAGGUCAUGUUAUUGACCCCAGUCUCAUGAAUAAUUCAAUAAAUAUUAGACCAAUAAAAAUAGUUUGAUAAAAAAUAAAGUACCAAUCAGGAAUCGUUAUACUGAAGCGUAUUCGGAUUGUAAAUUCACAUAAAAUGGCGACGAUCCAUGAAAAGUUUAAACGAAUUCCAAAUAUUAGCGUCAACGGAAGACCAAAAGAAGAUCUUACAUUUUAUACAUCCAUUAUCGUUGAAAAACAUUUUCUGUUGCACACUAACAUCGCUCGUGGGUGCCAUCAUCUUCUUCGAUUAUUCUCCCGUGCUUCUAGGCAAUUAUUGACAUGCGUAUUAUAAAUACAUAAAUAUCAAGUAUGUUUGGAUAUAUCAGCGAAUCUUUCAUGUUAACGAAAACCGUCAUUUGAUUGAUAAAGUGUGAAAGAUAAAAUAACAUGACCUCAAACGCAAUGCUGUCAGAUCUUUCUCCAAUGUAACGGUUGGAGAAGAACUGGUUUUAAUUAGAUUGAAUGAAAGACUACAUCAUGUUUUAACAUCAAUAUAACAUGUUAUAUUAUGGUGUUUUUUUUAUGAAAGCACAUUUGCCCAAUGUUACUUAGAGUCUGGCAGACAGAAUGUAUCGUGGGCCAUAAUUCCUUUUUCUCUAAGCAUAAGCAUGCUUUUUUUCAUAUUAUCUUCAGUGUUUCUGAUUAAGAUAUGGUCCAGUAUUGAAAUAACAUCUCAUAUAGACCCAUGCAAAGCAAGAGGUAGGGAGGGAAAUGGUGCACCACAGCUUCCAGAAAGUAUCAUCCAACCACAUGAACAGAACGGUGGCCCAAACCUGAAAAUCAUCCGAUUCAUAUCCACUAUUGUGGGAAUCACGUUAGUCGUAGCAUUUUUGACUAUGGCUCUUUUGAUGAAGUUUGUGUACUUGAGACAUAUAAUUGCAGUUAAAAUCUUCUGGGAUGCUUCCAUUAUUGCAUGUUUGGCGAUAGGUUUGAUCAUUGUCCUUGUGGGUAUUAAAAGUUUGGACUCUUAUCGACCGAUUACAUGGAUGAUAUCGUCUUGGGAUUGUGUACUUCUGUGUUGUAUGGCUGGUAAUGUGGUAAUGAAUACAAUAGGAAUUAUUUCCGUCAGUAUCUGUCAUGUCGAGAGACGAAAAACGAUCUUUACAAAAAAUUUAUUAAACUUGUUUAUGGUGUUUUAUCAUACGGUAUACAUAAUGAUGGCGAGAAGAAUUCCAUCAAACACUUUACGGAACAAGCCUGUGACUUUAUCGGUUCAUAUUGUAUUCUUUGUAGCGUAUGCGGGAAGGUGGUUUCUGCUAACAUUUAUUCUUAGCACGCAAGGAAAGUAUUUAUUACAGGAAGGACAACAAUGUUUAUUUUCUGAUCAAAUAUGGUUGACUUUGCAAUAUUUCACGAUUCCCCUAAACACAUUUUAUGAUUUUCAAUCAUUUGCAUAUUAUUAUAGUACUAUAUGGUAGAUAAUUUGACAGGUGUUUUUAUUUCUCAUUCGCGAUGUAUUAAGUAACUUACAUGUACUAUGUUAUAUUUCAUUAUUUUCGCACAUUUUAUUAAUCAUAAAUAUAAUACCUGUGUUUUGAAAACGUAAUUUUAUAAAAUAUGUUAAAUCAUGAAAGACCGUUAACACUCUUAUGAGCAUUAAAGCUAUAAGGAAAAUGAAUUAUUUAUAAAGUUAAUACUUUAAUAAUCAAUAAAAUAAACAAAGCUGUUGCCGUUGGAGGAAAUAUGAUCAUUUGAAAACAGCUGUCAUAACAUCGAUGACUGUGAUUUGAUUCUUCGAAUUCAUGUAUCUUUAUAUAUUGCAUCUUGAGGUUGAUGCUGAACUGGUAUUCCGUUUAGGUAAAUUUUUGCAACCAUACUUAUUUCUAUAUGUGUUCAUAACUGGUCAAAGGUCACCAUACCUACCAUGUCUGUUUGUUUAUUUGGUUUACGCCCAUUCAAGAAGUUUUAUCUCAUAUUGAGAGAUCACCAGAUGUAGGUGAAGUACCACAAACUGAGACCUACAUCGUUCUUAGCAAUCUCAGGGUCAUUACAGUGAGAGGUUUUAAUGUAACAAUGACUGUCACGACACGGGUUGGUAAGAAGUCGUCCGAAAAAUCCGCGACUCUCAAUUCCGGCUGAUGAAGGUUUAGUGAAGGACUACGUACUUCUUAUGUUUACGUUUCAGCUCUUAUGCUGCCAAAUAAGGAGCAUGGCUCGAAUCCCAGAAACGAACCCUCUAACCAGGGAACUAAGGAGACAUUUGUCCGAGACCAAAUACGGUGAUGAUUUGGAGUACAGCAAAUUGCGUUGGAUAAUGAUAUCAAGGAGCUCAUGUAUUGUGUGUGUUUAUUCCAUUUUUGGAAAUAUCCGAAUUAUUUUGAUAUUUACCAUGUUACCAGUUAGAAAAUAAAAAAUAAAAAUUAGAUCGACCAAAACACAGCCACCAUGUAUAGAUCACAAUGUACCAGAUUGCAUAGUCUUAAUGUAUUUAUAGUUGGUUCGAGAGUUUAGAGAUUGUUCAGCAAUACAAUAUAGUUUGUGAACCGUUGUCAGAUGGUACCGGGUAGUCAAUUUUUCUUGCGAAUUCGAUUCGGGCAAAUGAAUACAGAGAUGAAUAAGAUUUCUUCAGAUAUUUUAAUAUGCAUGGGAGUUCCUCUUGCGAUCUGGUUAGAGCUAGCGAACAAAGAAAGGGUUUGGGAAACGCUUCAAUCGUGACCCUAUAGUGUGCAGAAAUGUGACAUUCUCCCGAGAUAGCAAACAAUCUGUAAAUGUACAAAGAAUUACAAUACUUGUGAUUGAUGAAGGUUCUAAUACCAGAUGACUGAGAGUGGUUACAGGAAAUCAUUGUUCUUGAAUAUGAAAUGUAGUCCAGAUUUUGUUUCAAAAUUCAUAGGGUUAUUUUUCCCAAUUUCAAGAAAUCAAAAAUGUAAAAUUAAUCAACAGUUAUCAAUUUUAUAAAUCCUAUAAAGAAUACGAAAUUGAAAAGUGUUGUCCCCUGGGGCAUAUAAAAGAUUUAGACUUUCUAUUUUUAGAAGUUCACUUGAAAGAUUAUCGUCCCUUUCUAUGUUCAAGAAGAGAAUUCUCCAGAACAUUAUCUUAGCAUUAAUAGACGAUAAAAUGUGUGGAAAUAAGCACUAACUGAGCAUUCUACAGAAUUUUGAAUUAUCUCUAGAGACUAAUUAACCUAAUUAUCACACGGCGGUAAACAAACAAAAUACCAAACUCUGUUUAUGGGAAAUCUGAUUAGAUUGUCAAUAAUUUAUGUUCUUUUUUUUUUUCACUGUCAUAUGUUUCUGUAAAAAAAAAUUGUAAAUAAAUUGUU